This is a messenger RNA of Geodia barretti, 985 nucleotides long. NCBI's taxonomy places the organism in Eukaryota, Metazoa, Porifera, Demospongiae, Tetractinellida, Geodiidae. The record is from the annotation of a GenBank genome assembly.
AUGGAAGGCUCCGGUCAAGAGGUUAGCUGGGACAAGCCACCCCCGUACCAUGACCACUACCAAAGGCUGCCCCAGAACGAUCGCCCCAUGUCCACGUACACUCCAGUUCCGGCGACUCCCGCUCCCGCCCAGCCGGCGGCUCCCCAGCACACCAGCUUCAGUAACAACAUCAGUUCCAACAAUGUGGUGGUAGUUAGCCAGCCGUCGGCUGCACAGCCAAGCACAGUGAUAGUGGAGCGAGUGAGGCCCAGUGACAACCUCAUCUGGGUCCUGUGUCUGAUGGUGGUGUGCUUCUGCACAGGGAACCUGGUGGCCUUUGUGUGCCUCAUCCCAGCUCUCAUCCUCUCACUCUCUUCUGGCUGUGCCAGUAAUUCCGGAGACUAUGAGACAGCUGCAACGUAUGGAAAGGCUUCAUGUUGCUGUUCGCUGUUCUCCGUGACCAUCUACAUGAUAGCUGUACUGGUCGCCAUCAUCUUUGUCAUCCUAAUCUUCAUCACGGGGCUCGUGUUUCUUCGUCGCAAAUGAAGAAGUGGCAUGAAAGACUGACAGAAGACUCUUACGUAUUACGUAGACUAUAAUGUGUGUGUAGAACUUGAACAGUGAACCUCAUUAUACAUAUAUAGUGUAUCGUGUGUGUGUUUAUUUUAAUCAUGAUACAGAGCUUCUACUCCGUUGUGCGCGGCCCAAUCUGUCACAUUAUCCCUGGGCGCAUCCUGGAUCCCACGCGGAGUCUCAGGUGCCGCCGCUCCAGGGUCGCCCCCGUGAAGGCUGCCUAUAUAUUCCCAAAGCAUUCUGUCCUCCAAGCAGCUGACCGAGUAUCUGUCUAGCCGAUCUGAGAGAACGGGUUUAACCCGCUUCUCUGUUCUGACGAUAAUUUACUUUUCUGUGAUCUUAACGACAUCAGCUCUCUCUCUCCUUGCUCCCUAAGCCUAGUCAUGUAGACUGAAGUAACAUCUUAUGGUGUUGUCACUGUAAGCACAUGGUA